ACAACCAUAAGAACUAUUAUUAUUGUAUAAACCGUUUGGAUGAGGACCAGGAUCCUAUGGUCCAGACCCAGUUUGGAAAACGCUGCGUUGUAUAAUCAUUAACUUAUAUGUAUACAUGUUUUCUGUAAAACAUAGAAAUAGCGAUACAUGUAGAUUAUAAAUACAUUGCUUACUUUAAAGCAAAAUUGACCCUUUGUAAGCUAGCUAUUUCUUGCACUGCAAAAAAAGCAAUCGGUUUUGUGGCGCCCACCUAUGUUCCUGUGUUCAACUAGUAAUGCCUGAUGAUCUGUGGCUGGUCUGGCCAGCUGGCUAAUGUUUUGGAGAACAUAGCUAAUAGCUAGCCUAGCUACACUGCUAGCUUGUUAACCACAGUUGGUCAACACAAUAUAAAAACAUCGGAGAAAAUAGACCAUAAUUAUACGAGAUAGUUUCAGGUGCUAGUAAAUGUCGAAUAUAUGUAACUUGCUAAGUCGACAAGAACAUCCAACCGUAGCAGUGGGAAAAGACCCUUUGGUGACUGAGACCAACAAAUACCAGUGUGAAGGAGAGGAAUGAAGGCCUGAUCUUUGAGAUGACUGUCUACCCAAAGAAUUCGGUGCGGAUCUUAACUGCCCGGGAGCGUGGGGCACGUGGCCUUGGCUCCCAGCGCCUCCUGCAGCAGCUUGUUGAGGAGAAGACCCGGCGGAUGAAAUGGCAGAGUCAGAAAGUGGAGUUGCCGGACAGCCCUCGUUCUACCUUCCUGUUGGCUUUUAGCCCGGACAGGACCUUAAUUGCCUCCACUCAUGUCAACCAUAACAUUUAUAUCACCGAGAUUAAGACAGGGAAGUGUGUUCACUCUCUGGUGGGCCAUCGCCGCACUCCUUGGUGUCUGACCUUUCACCCUACCAUCCCUGGUUUGGUGGCUUCAGGAUGUCUGGAUGGAGAGGUUCGCAUCUGGGACCUGCAUGGUGGCAGUGAGAGCUGGUUCACUGAGAGCAAUGUGGCCAUUGCCUCCCUGGCCUUUCACCCUACUGCCCAGCUCCUCCUUAUAGCAACAAACAAUGAGGUUCACUUCUGGGACUGGAGUAGGAGGGAGCCAUUUGCCCUGGUCAAGACUGCCAGCGAGACAGAGAGAGUCAGACUGGUGAGGUUUGACCCACUGGGUCAUUACCUGUUGACCGCUAUAGUGAAUCCCUCUAACCAACAGAGUGAUGAUGACUCUGAGGUCCCCAUGGAUAGCGUGGAGAUGCCCCACUUUCGCCAUCGAUCCUUCCUACAGUCCCAACCGGUCCGCCGUACCCCCAUUCUCCACAACUUCCUGCACAUCCUGUCAUCGAGGAACUCCGGCUCACAGUCUGAGGAACAGCAUCCUCCUGCACCCGCUGCCAGUAGUGCUGCUGACUCUCCUAGUCUUCCCUCUGGACGUUAUUCUGCCCUGCGGAAUCGCUCCCGACUCCCCUACCAGGGUUGUGUGCAACACCUUGGUAUGGUUUGCUUCUGCAGUCGGUGCUCUGCCACCCGAGCCCCUUCACCAUCUGGAGAGGACCCCUCUGACCCUGAGAGCCUGGAGGCCCAGUCUCAUGCCUCCACCUUCUCCUCUGCUCGCACUGAGCCCCGGCAGCCCUCUGAGCCUCGCUCCUCACACCGUCCAUCUGCGUUCAGCAGUGUGUACGGCAGUGCUAGAGGACACUCUUUACGCACUCCAUCUUCAGGCCCUGGCCAGCGCAGCAUCCCAGGCCUUAUAACCAACCAGGGCCACCAGCAGCCAGGCCGGGAGUGCUCUGGGCGACUGGCGGGGGCAGACUGGAUGGGCAGCAUGCUCAACAUGCGCCCUGAGCGUAGUGGGGGUGUUGGGGUAUCUCCACCCAGGACUAGUGCAUCCUCUGUCAACCUGCUGUCUGUGCUGAGGCAGCAGGAGGGCUCAUUUCAGUCGCCUGUCUACACCUCUGCCACAGAGGGAGGAAGCUUUCCCCCAGCAGUAGUGAGCCCUCACACCAGUGGAAACGGCUCUGUAGAUGGACCCAGCACUAGUAGUGGACACCACUCUCUUGGGGAGGGAGGGAGCAACAGCCCCACCUCUAUCCGUAACGUGCUGCAGUGCAACUUGAAUCGCUACUUCAUGGAGUAUGAUCGCAUGCAGGAAAUGGAGCAGUCAGGUGGUGCUGGUGGAGAGAGCAGCCAAGAGCAACAGACACGGGAGAUGCUCAAUAAUAACAUAGACUGUGAGCGGCCUGUCACCCCCCAUUAUCAGCCCCCCAACAGCAGUGAUGGUGGUUCUGGUCCCUCCCGUGGCCAUAUGAACCGCUGCAGGGUCUGCCACAACUUGUUCACGUUUAACCAAGGUACACAGCGCUGGGAGCGCACCGGCCAGACCCCAUCACAAGAGGAGGGGAGCACCUCAUGGCAGCCCCCAAGCCCCAACUCUGCCUUUCACACAAUGAGGCAGGCGGUGCCACAUGUUCCCCAGUCCUCUGACAGGAGACAGUUAGCACAGCCACAGCCCAGUGCUGAUGAACCUGGAGGGGACACAGCCUUCCCUCACCGGGGAACCCCUAGCCCACAGAGAGAACAGGCGGUGGGGUUGGUGUAUAACCAGGAGACAGGCCAGUGGGAGAGAGUUUACCAACCGUCUGCUAGUCCAAGUCCAGCGGUGAAUGUACCACAAGAGGCCUUAAACCAAGAAAUGCCUGACGAAAACCACGAUGACGAUUACCUGAGAAGGAGGCUUUUGGAGUCAUCUCUUAUGUCGCAGUCUCGGUAUGACAUAUCUGGCUCCCGGGACCAUCCUAUUUAUCCAGAUCCUGCCAGGUUGUCCCCUGCUGCAUAUUAUGCCCAGCGGAUGAUUCAGUACUUAUCUCGGCGGGACAGCAUUCGCCAACGAUCACUGCGCUACCAGAGCCGACUGCGGCCUCUCUCAUCCACCUCAGAUAGCCCAGGAAGCAACUCCUCCCCCUCCGUUGAGAACAACGAGGUGGACUUUGAGGAGUUUGAGGAUAAUGGUGAUCGCGCCAGACACAGAGCUCCACGCAACGCUCGUAUGUCUGCCCCCUCGCUUGGCAGAUUUGUUCCCCGGAGGUUCCUACUGCCUGAGUAUCUGCCAUAUGCUGGGAUCUUCCACCAUGAGAGGGGCCAGCCUGGCCUGGCCACCCAUUCCUCCGUCAACAGGGUCCUAGCAGGUGCGGUUAUUGGCGACGGUCAGUCGGCUGUGGCCAGUAACAUCGCCAACACCACCUACCGCCUCCAGUGGUGGGACUUCACCAAGUUUGACCUACCAGAAAUCAGCAACUCCUCUGUCAACCUGCUGGUGCAGAACUGCAAGAUCUACAAUGACGCCAGCUGUGACAUCUCUGCAGACGGGCAGCUCCUGGCCGUGUUCAUACCCAGCAGCCAGCGGGGCUUCCCGGAUGAGGGCAUCCUGGCUAUCUACUCUCUGGCGCCUCACAACCUGGGAGAGAUGCUCUACUCCAAGAGAUUCGGUCCUAAUGCCAUCUCUGUCAGCCUGUCCCCGAUGGGCCACUACGUGAUGGUGGGCUUGGCCUCCCGCAGAAUCCUGCUCCAUCACACUACAGACCACAUGGUAGCGCAAGUGUUACGCCUGCAGCAGCCCCAUGGUGGAGAGACUUCCAUGAGGAGAAUGUUUGAUGUGGUGUACCCCAUGGCUUCUGAUCAGCGGAGACACGUCAGCAUCAACUCGGCCCGCUGGCUCCCAGAACCUGGCCUGGGGCUUGCAUACGGUACCAACAAGGGAGACCUAGUCAUCUGCAGACCUGUAGAUGCCCAGUCAGAUGGAGACGGCCCCGCUGAGCACAGUGAGCCCAUAUUUGCUGUCAACAACAAUCGAGGCAGUGGUACCGGUGGGAGCCGCGAUGGAGAGCGGCCAGGGAGCAGCAGGGCCCCCUUGAGGUCUGAAAGGGACAUGGGACUUAUGAACGCCAUCGGUCUCCAGCCCCGUCACCCUACCCCCGUUGUGACCUCACAAGGCACACAGACACCCGUCCUACAGCUUCAGAAUGCCGAAACACAGACUGACCGAGAGCCACAGGUUCCCAGCACCUCCCGGGCCUCCCAAGCCACAGACAUCAGUGGACACAUAAGGGACCUUCAUCCAGGCAGCAGCACAGAAAUGGUGCCUGAGACGCCCCCUCACACACUGCAGGAGGAUGGCGACUCAGCCGAGGCCUUCACAGAGGCCAGCACCACCUUGGCUAACCCAGGGGAAUCUCAAGAUCAGGGCAGUGGGGAGGAUGCCGUUUCUCGGCUCCGCAGGCUGAUCGCCGAGGGUGGUAUGACGGCCGUGGUCCAGAGGGAGCAGAGCACCACCAUGGCCUCCAUGGGUAGCUUCGGUAACAACAUCAUCGUUAGCCACCGCAUCCACCGCGGCUCCCAGACUGGGACAGAGGCUCAGGAUGGGGGCAGAGACACUCAGGGCAGGGGUCAGGGUCUUGGUGGAGGUGGUUGGACGUCCUUCUCUCCGUCCCACCGCGGCACUCUGUCGUUCACAGAGCCCACCUCCCGUAUUCUGACCCACCACAGCAUGCAGCUGGGCGAGAGCUCAGGAUUCCUGUUAGAGCCCUCUGGGGCCCAUAGCAGGACAGUAACACCUCUCCCCUCCCAGUACAUCACAGUCUCUUCUCAUCUCAGCCCUCAGGGGCCCAUUGGGGUGGAGGAGGGGGCCGAUGGGACCCCUAUGGACACAGAAGAUGCGUUUGAGGGUGUGGGACUUGUCGACGAUCUAGAUCUACACUUGCCCUCUGCUUCCUCCUCCUCUUCUUCAACCCUGUCCCCUGUUGUCUCCCCUCUUGACAACAACUUCAGCGCCAGUUACCAUGGAGACCCCUACAGUCGAUAGAUGGUCAUGUGGUUUCCAUACCCAUCUGAUCUCUACCUAGAAGACUCUCCUCCUUCUAGCUUUAUUACAUUGACUACUGGUUUUUCUGGAGGCUUUCAAAACCCGACAAUGAAAUAGGCACUUAAAACUUCAUCCCACUCCUCCAUUGCCUGUUCAGUUUUCUAUCCAAUAGUAGGCUGGAUGAGACCUAUCUUCAACCUAGGAUUAGGCUCGGUCUCUUUCUUGGAUGUGGUGUUCCUUUGCGUGCCCUGACCACUUUCAGACUUUUGUCAUUGCCUAAUUGAGAGCAAGAAUCCAAAGCUACAGUUUGACCAUUCCAUCGGAGAGAGGUGGACCUGAAUGACUCUUUUACAAUCAGGGUUCAGAUGGGUGGUUUUCGAAUGCCACCUGGGACCAAAUUCCAUGAUCAAAUUGCAACGUUCUUCAAAACGUGACUCUGCCCCUUGCUCACUGUUAGCAAGAUGCUGGUAUAGUAGAAGCACAUUUUAUGAUUCUGUCUAUACGUUAUAUUUAUUGUGUGUGAAGGAGGAUGUUCUAUGUCACCCUUGGUAGUUACAAAAUGUUUCAUUCUAGUCGUCAUGGUUGAUUAGUGGUUUGCAAAGAUGUAGUUGACCCAAGAUAACUAUGAAUCUCUUGUACUACAUAGGAGAGCAGCAUUACAUUACAGAGUAGAAUUUAGGGAGACCAAUUCCACAAUAUGCUACUCCAAAUAUGAGCGAUGUUCGUUAUUAUCGCUGUUAAUGACAAAAUAAUUCCAGACUUAUUUUUUUGCUGAUUUUAUGAUAUCAUAAUCACCUUCUCAUUUAGACUUCUUUUGAACACAUUGAUACUGUCUAACUGAUAAACAGCCCGUUUUUGAUUUGUAAAGUUCAAAUAGAGUAUUGUCUAGUGCAGGUAUUCCCAUACUGGGGGUACCCCUGGGGGGUACACACAAUGCCGUCGGGGGUACGCCAAAUCAUUUCUUUAUUUUAAAACAGUACAUUUUAUAUUUUCCAAUGGGGCUGUACAUUUGGGUGAGGUUUUUUUCUCACCUGAGUAGCCUCGUUUCACUGCCAAAAAUAAAAUUGAACCAUCUAGUGUUCAGCGAAAUAACAACACAAUGUCAAAUACAGGUAGCCUAGUCAAAUAAUUAACAUC
Salmo salar (Atlantic salmon) is the source of this 5965-nucleotide messenger RNA. Its product is annotated as activating molecule in BECN1-regulated autophagy protein 1A. The record is from RefSeq and is a predicted model, not a curated record. Gene Ontology annotation, cellular component: intracellular membrane-bounded organelle; Cul4-RING E3 ubiquitin ligase complex. Gene Ontology annotation, molecular function: ubiquitin-like ligase-substrate adaptor activity; protein binding. Gene Ontology annotation, biological process: autophagosome assembly; mitophagy. Lineage: Eukaryota; Metazoa; Chordata; Actinopteri; Salmoniformes; Salmonidae.